Messenger RNA from Thermothielavioides terrestris NRRL 8126, 492 nucleotides. RefSeq lists its product as uncharacterized. The record is from RefSeq and is a predicted model, not a curated record. The coding region runs from base 1 to 492 and encodes 163 amino acids. Lineage: Eukaryota; Fungi; Ascomycota; Sordariomycetes; Sordariales; Chaetomiaceae. The transcript has 4 exons.
AUGCCGCCGGAGAGGCUAGAGAGACAGUACAAGUAUCGCUUUGGCCAGCUCAAAUACGUAAACAGCGACGAGUGGGCCCUCAUUGCCGAUGAACUCCGGCGCUACGCCGCUCCCGGCAAGAAGACGGUGGUCUACCUCCAAGGCCAGCCGUUGCCGAUGGAGCGCAUCCUAGCGAAACGGAAGCCCCUGGAUGCAGCCAGGAUCACCUUCCGAACGCCGUCCCCAGCGCCCCUCCCGACUAGCGGUUGCUCUCUAGAAACAGGCAACGGACCGAACGGGCAUACCGUGAGGGAUGCGUUUGCCGCCUCUAUGCCCAGCUUGCUAGUUGGAAGCUCUCAGCCAACCGGGGUAUCGCCAGGAUUGGAGGGUGGGGCUGCCGCAUGGCCGAUGCAGGAACCGCCAUUUGACUGGCUCGACGACGCCGGCAUGGUGGUUGUGGGCGACACGUGGGACGAAAUCGGCUUACCGAGUUCUGUCGUGCACGAUGCUUGA